AUGCUCCAUGACCGCGAUAAGCGGCAGUGGCGUGACAUAGAUGAGCGGCAACCUAAGCCGAGCGACCGCGUACGACAUGCACUCGGACCAAAACUAUUCGAUGGGCACAGCAUCGAAGCCAGCGGCCGACGACUGUGGUCGGUCCUGCAGCAGUUUUCUCAUCUCGUCGCUGCCGUAGAUCACGUCGCACUGCGACCGACCCAUUUCCACGAAAGAGCCGUACGUCCAGAACGGGUUGUUGAAGUGGUCCAAGAGCCCGGCCAGGUCCAGGUUCACGCCAACCGGAAACCCUCUGGAUAUGUCCACUUCCGUGUAAUUGUCCCGGUCACCGUCCAAGAACGGCGUGAACCAGUGCCCUGA
This is a messenger RNA of Macrosiphum euphorbiae (potato aphid), 360 nucleotides long. The record is from the annotation of a GenBank genome assembly. NCBI's taxonomy places the organism in Eukaryota, Metazoa, Arthropoda, Insecta, Hemiptera, Aphididae.